AUGGCAUUAAAUGUUGACCCCAAUUUAGACAAACGCCACUUAGCUACACAGGAAAAUCGACAAGUAGUUACAGCCUAUUUCAAAUCAAACACUUCGAAAGGUAAAGACACUAUGCGACCAAUUUUUUUUGUUGAAGAUACUGCAGGAGAUGUGAAAGAAGAUGACGCUGACAAUGAUGAUGGCGAGGAUGAUGAGAAUAGAAGUGAUGACGAUGAUAUUGAUGACUUUGACGAGGAAAAUGACUCUAAAUCAGAGGUUAACCACAAGAAGAAAGUAAAUGAUGAGCCACACAGAAAGAAACAAGGAAAAGAAAAGCGUUGGACACUGCUGAAGAUGAAUCACCUAAAAAGAAGGUUUGUUUUUAUUUUCAGUCCCUCAAAUUCAUGUCUGGCCUGGCAAAAAGUUGAAUGAAAAUGGUCCCAUAUAUUUAACAAGCUGACCGAGUUGGAAGAAUCGUGAAAAAGUUUUUAGUAACACAAAUGUACUUUACAAAUGACGUUUUUGCGGCUGUAGCCGUCCUGUUAGCUUAAGCUCCCUAAUAGCUUCUUGUCAUUGGCUGAUAUUCGUUGUUCUUUUCUCAGUCAAAGCCUGCUUGUAAAUAUGGAUCAAAAUGCUAUCAACAGAGCGGGGACCACCGACAGAAAUUCAGUCAUCCUAAAGUAAGUAAAUGAGGUGUGUGAAACGCACUGCCUUUUGCGCCGAGCUGAUUUUUUUUACAACAGAAAAAAGCUGCAAAUUAAUCAAUGUAACAAUUCAUAUCAAACCGGAUAACUGAACGAAAAAAAAAACAGAAAGAAAGAAGCACGCACAACGUUUCACGCAAUACAAUAUUACUCCAAACAAAACGUUCGACAUUCUUUCAAAUCAAAAGUAUUGUUAUUUUUCAAAUCAAACUUUAGUUACUAGCAAAUUAAAUGUACUUUCGUACAUCAGUAUAGAGAGGUUUUAUGACCGGGGCAAAAGCACGGAAUCUCUGUUUAUUUGAUUUUUCGCUUUUUUGUAAUUUCGCAGGAAAAUGAAGUUGUUGACAGUCCAAGCAAAGGGCAGGUAAGUAAGGCUCGUAAUUAUUGGAAACAUUUAUAAUUUUUGAGUCAGUUUUGAACUAUUUUCAAAACCAUUAACUCUGGUAAAUUGUUAUUCUUUUCGUUUGUUUUGGUAAUGUGUAUUAUAAUCUACAUUUUCUGUUAUGCAAAGAAUUUACUUUGACAUCCUUUUCAUUUUUUACAGCGCUUGAAAGACAUCUUUCAUGGACUGACAAUUUUCCUCUCGAAUGACCUUGAAGAUCACGCGAAACUCAAAAGAUAUAUUACUGCGUAUCCUUUGAAAUACCUUUUUGUCUAAUUUAAUAAAAAUUGAGCUAGGAAAACGAAUAUCGCUUUAUUCGACAGCGUGCAGAACAACGCGUUUCUGUGUUUCGUAUCCAAAAUAGGAUUUGUAAUGUUCUGAAUCCGCACUCAGCUUGAAUUCAGCGGAUUUAAUCCAAAUAGGAAUCAGCCUCGCAAAGUGAAUCAGUGUUUCCUUAGAGAGAUAUUUGAAGAGAGGAAUUUCCGCUUGAAAUUUGGCCAGCGGAAUGCAAAAUGCCCUACCAACCCCUGGUACAGGCUGUAAAUCCGUCUUUGGUUUUGCCGUCGUUAACCGUGACCAAUUUUCAUCCAACAUUUACAUUGAAUCUGAAUUCAGAAUUUUUGAAAAGCAACGCAGCUUAAGCACCGCCAUUGCAAUUUUUGCCGCGCUUUUUAUCUGCUGCGCUUUGAUCAUAAGCUUUGAUCUAUAAAACUGGACAAUCCGGUUUUUAACCAUUCUUAACGUGACUGAAUAGUUAUGACGGAGAUUUGGCGGAGGAAUUUGAAAAGUCCAGUGCAACACAUUUUGUAAGCAACAACCGGGUGAGAAGAUGAAAAAUAUUUUGCGCACUUUUACUUUUUGUCAUGUCAUUAGUGUGGUAAACUUCACUGCGAAUGCGAACAGUUUCUUAUUUAUAAAUUUUUGUAGGCCUUUAUAGGACCGGACUAGAAACGGGAAGACAAAUCGCAAAAAUAAAAAUGAGACAAAGAAAGAAGAAAGACGGAAGAAGACAAAUUUGCAAAGAAUAAAGAGGGAAGAAACUCAAAAUGCAAGCGUGUAUUAUGGAAAACAUGAAAGCGGGGAAUAGACUCCGUACAAUCCCCCCCUUCCCUCUCCACCCCUCUUCCCGUGUUCUUUCUCUUCGACAUUGGAAGCAACGCUUUGGAGGUGAUAAGCUAAAAUAUUUUAUUAGCGAUGUAACCAAUGCCCGCUGUUCUUAUCGUGUCUGCUCUUUCUUUUUUAGGAUGGACAAAAGGAGCAAGGAUCGACCAAGGUUGUGUCGCCAUCAUGGAUUUGGAAGUGUAUUAACAAGGGUCGUCUCGUACCAGUUAAUAAAUUUCUUGUAUAAAUUUACAGCACUCGAUCACUUUGACGGUUUCAAUUCCUUCCAGGAUCAACUGCUUGGAUAAUUACAGAACACCUUGAAGUCUUAAAUCGCGCCUCCAAGUGAGGUUGGUCAAAGACCAUUCAGAAAAAGAGUUUACCGAGGCUGAUGGAAUACUUCAAUCAUUAAAAUAAAUUUUACGUAAUUAUAGAUUUACCUCGCCAAACGAAAAUAUGAUCGCACGAGUGCACCCCCUCCUAAAAAAAUCCUGGAUCCGCCCCUGCUCGCAUACUCUAAAACAGACCUGAUGAUACUACAUUAGACAAGAAUAAGAUGCCUAUCAGUUAAUUAGUCCGCACUUCUUAAGGGCGCGUAUUGUAUAUAACCGCUUACUCCCUUUCUUUACAAUAUGAGUGACAUGCUCGUUUCAUGUUAAGUNGUGUAUUAUGGAAAACAUGAAAGCGGGGAAUAGACUCCGUACAAUCCCCCCCUUCCCUCUCCACCCCUCUUCCCGUGUUCUUUCUCUUCGACAUUGGAAGCAACGCUUUGGAGGUGAUAAGCUAAAAUAUUUUAUUAGCGAUGUAACCAAUGCCCGCUGUUCUUAUCGUGUCUGCUCUUUCUUUUUUAGGAUGGACAAAAGGAGCAAGGAUCGACCAAGGUUGUGUCGCCAUCAUGGAUUUGGAAGUGUAUUAACAAGGGUCGUCUCGUACCAGUUAAUAAAUUUCUUG
Messenger RNA from Porites evermanni, 3117 nucleotides. The record is from the annotation of a GenBank genome assembly. NCBI's taxonomy places the organism in Eukaryota, Metazoa, Cnidaria, Anthozoa, Scleractinia, Poritidae.